AUGGUUGGACCUUCGCCUCACAAGCCACGGCGGAAGGUCAAAAAGACAAGCAAUGGCAGUGAACCCUCCUCGGCGACAUCCUCCUCCGCGGGACGAACGAGCACAAGUCGCCCAGCAUACCCCCUCGCAGCUUUCCUCUGGCCUGCGCGAAGCUCCGUAUCGCAAUGGGAGAUUCUGCCGUUGAUAUUGAUGGCUGUAGGGCUUUUCAGGUGGGCAGCCGGUCUUUGGGGAUAUUCAGGCUUCCAGAAUCCUCCUCUACAUGGCGACUACGAAGCACAGAGACAUUGGAUGGAGAUUACGACUCAAUUGCCCAUCUCGCAAUGGUACUUUCACGACCUCGAAUGGUGGGGGUUGGACUAUCCGCCCUUGACCGCAUACCAUAGCUGGCUUCUUGGGAAGAUUGGAGGAUUUAUCAACCCAUCUUGGUUCGCCCUGCACACAUCUCGCGGACUCGAAGAUCCUAGCUUGAAGAUAUUCAUGCGAGCUACGGUCAUUGUAUCUGAAUACCUGAUCUACAUACCGGCUGCUGUCAUCUUUGUCAGGAGACUGACGAAACUCCAAGGAAUCAACUCAUGGAACGCUUCAAUUGCAUUGACUGCAAUUUUGAUGCAGCCUGGGAUGAUUCUGAUCGAUCAUGUACACUUCCAAUACAACACGGUAAUGCUCGGAUUGGUGCUGGCAAGUAUGUCGAGCGUACUUGCGGGACGAUUCAUGUGGAGCUGCGUGUUUUUCGUAUUGGCUCUGGGAUUCAAGCAGAUGGCUUUAUAUUACGCCCCCGCAAUGUUCGCAUACCUUCUCGGAGUCUGUCUCUUCCCAAGGAUCAAUAUACCUCGAUUUCUAGGAAUAGCUGUUGUCACACUGGUUUCGUUCGCUCUACUUCUCCUACCUCUGGUGCUAGGCGCGCUGUAUGAUGCGCGCCGUGGAAUUGUCGCUCGUCCUGAUCUUCAUGGCCACUUUGCUCCUCUGCCAAUAUUCAGCGAAUACUCGUAUCUGGUCAACUACAAAGCAUGGUAUUAUCCAGUCAUUCUACAACUGGCGCAAAUGGUCCAUCGUGUGUUCCCUUUUGCUCGCGGACUUUUCGAGGACAAAGUUGCGAAUUUCUGGUGUGCUCUAAACGUCAUCAUCAAGUUGAAGCAAUACCCAUCCGAGAUGCUUCAACGAGCCUCUCUCUUGCUCACACUCGCAGCAAUUACACCACCUUGCUUUGUGAUAUUUGCCAAGCCAAAGAAGGAAUUGCUUCCCCUUGCACUUGCCACAACUGCAUGGGCAUUCUUCCUUUUCAGCUUCCAGGUUCACGAGAAGAGUGUUCUACUCCCAUUAAUGCCAAUGACUGUACUCAUGGCAGGGAAGCAUGGUCUCAGUAAGAAUGUUCGUGCCUGGGUCGGGUUUGCAAACCUACUUGGGGUUUGGACGAUGUUCCCACUCCUUCAACGAGUCGAUCUGAGGAUCCCAUACUUUGUUCUAUCCCUCCUAUGGGCAUAUCUCCUCGGCCUUCCACCAACAUCUUUUGCUGUCUACAAGCAAGAUGGGAACGCCACAUUUGCAGGGUUCGUCACAACCUCAUUGCACACGAUAUUCUACGCGGCCAUGGCAGUCUGGCACGUUGCAGAAGCUUUCCUGCUACCUCCUACUGGAAAGCCUGAUUUGUGGGUCGUUGUCAAUGUUGGGAUUGGAGCUGUGGGAUUUGGGAUCUGCUAUCUGUGGUGUUUUGUCACAUUGGUUGCAGAAAGUGGACUAUUGGAUUUUGCGUCCUCCAGGACAGAGAAGAGGAAAGCUAAGACUCAGUGA
Molecule: messenger RNA, 1788 nt
Organism: Cadophora gregata
Lineage: Eukaryota; Fungi; Ascomycota; Leotiomycetes; Helotiales; Ploettnerulaceae
Gene: ALG6
Product: Glucosyltransferase-like protein
Exons: 2
Coding region: 1-1788 (595 amino acids)
Biological process (GO): protein N-linked glycosylation
Cellular component (GO): endoplasmic reticulum membrane
Molecular function (GO): dolichyl pyrophosphate Man9GlcNAc2 alpha-1,3-glucosyltransferase activity
Source: RefSeq, a predicted model, not a curated record